Messenger RNA from Desarmillaria tabescens, 3099 nucleotides. Its product is annotated as tRNA synthetases class I-domain-containing protein. Lineage: Eukaryota; Fungi; Basidiomycota; Agaricomycetes; Agaricales; Physalacriaceae. The coding region runs from base 1 to 3099 and encodes 1032 amino acids. The transcript has 15 exons. Gene Ontology annotation, molecular function: ATP binding; isoleucine-tRNA ligase activity; aminoacyl-tRNA deacylase activity. The record is from RefSeq and is a predicted model, not a curated record. Gene Ontology annotation, biological process: isoleucyl-tRNA aminoacylation.
AUGGCAUUUCCACUUCAUGACAUCUCUGCACAAUUUGAUUUUCCAAAGGAGGAGGAGAAGGUUUUGGCCUUUUGGAAAGAAAUAGACGCGUUUCGUACAAGCAUGAAGCUUUCCGAAGGUAAACCGGUGUUUUCAUUCUACGACGGUCCUCCUUUUGCGACCGGUCUACCCCAUUACGGUCAUCUCCUCGCUGGCACCAUCAAAGACAUCGUCACACGACAUGCUCAUGCCAGCGGCUAUCAUGUUCCUCGUCGGUUCGGCUGGGAUACGCAUGGUCUUCCUGUCGAGCACGAGAUCGAUAAACGCCUCAAUAUCACUGGAAAGGCUGAUGUCCUGGAGCUUGGGAUUGAUAAAUACAACGCUGAGUGUCGAAGCAUCGUUAUGCGCUACUCCUCAGAGUGGAGAAGCACUGUGGAACGAAUGGGACGAUGGAUCGAUUUUGAUAAUGACUACAAGACACUGAAUAUCUCGUUCAUGGAGUCGGUUUGGUGGGCUUUUAGCGAACUUUUCAAGAAAGAGAUGGUCUAUCGUGGUCUAAGAGUCAUGCCUUAUUCAACUGGUCUCACGACACCUUUGUCCAACUUUGAAGCAGGCUUAGAUUAUAGAGAUGUAAACGAUCCUGCAGUCACUGUCGCAUUCCCCCUCGUGGAUGAUCCUAGCACAUCGCUUUUGGCAUGGACCACCACUCCAUGGACAUUGCCAUCUAAUCUUGCGCUAUGCGUCCACCCUGAUUUCACCUACAUCAAAAUCCAUGAUCAGGCCAGAGAUCAAAAUUUCAUACUUUUCGAAGGCCUCUUGUCCACACUUUACAAAGAUCCCAAGAAAGCCAAAUUCAAGAAGAUUGGACAAUUCCUUGGCGCGGAUAUGAAAGGAUGGAGAUAUGUACCAUUGUUUGAGUACUUCACUGAAAAGUUUGAAGAUAAAGCUUUCAGAGUGGUGGUGGACACCUAUGUUACUGCAGCAGACGGCACCGGCAUUGUUCAUCAGGCCCCCGCUUUCGGUGAAGACGACCACCGUAUUGCUGUAGCUCACGACGUUAUUCGUCCUGAUGAGAUGCCACCUUGCCCGGUUGACGAUGCCGGAAGGUUCACAAAAGAGGUCCCUGACUUUGCCGGUGAUCACGUCAAGAUAGCAAAAGUCCAAAAGAUUCUCAAGGCAAAAGGUCGACUCAUAGUACAGUCAACGAUCAAGCACUCUUAUCCCUUCUGCUGGCGGUCGGGGACGCCCCUGAUUUAUCGUGCAGUGCCUGCGUGGUUCGUUCGUGUAACGCCCAUUGUUGAUGACCUCGUGAAGAAUAACCAAGAAACUCUAUGGGUUCCGCAAAGUGUCGGGGAUGGCAGAUUUGGAAACUGGAUAGCCAACGCUCGCGAUUGGAAUAUAUCCCGAAAUCGUUAUUGGGGAACACCCAUCCCCCUAUGGGCUAGGUCUAUUGAAGAGCUCGAAAGGCUAUCCGGCAGGACCGGGAUCAAAGAUCUGCAUAGAGAGAGCAUUGACGAUAUCACCAUCCCGUCAUUUCAAGGAAAGGGUGUACUGAAGCGCAUUGAAGAAGUAUUUGACUGCUGGUUUGAGUCUGGCAGUAUGCCCUAUGCCCAGCUCCAUUACCCUUUUGAAAAUCAGGAGCUUUUCGAGAAAAGCUUCCCCGCCCAUUUUGUUUCCGAAGGCAUUGAUCAGACACGGGGUUGGUUCUACACUCUUCUUGUGCUCUCAACACAUCUCUUUGGGCGCGCGCCGUGGAAGAAUCUGAUUGUAACUGGUCUUGUGCUUGCAGCUGAUGGGAAGAAAAUGAGCAAGAGUUUGAGAAAUUAUCCUGAUCCCAGGAUGUUCUUGGUCAACUCGCCAAUUGUGAGAGGCGACAACCUCAGAUUCCGUGAAGAGGGAGUCCGUGAAGUCAUCUCCCGAGUCCUACUUCCAUGGCUCAAUUCAUUCCGAUUCUUCCUCGGUCAAGUUGCAUUACUGAAGAAGGCCAGCGGUGUCGACUUCAUGUACAAUGCGCAGGCACCGUUGCCGAAUAAUGUUAUGGAUCGCUGGAUCCUUGCACGUUGCCAGUCCUUGAUCAAAUUGGUGACCGAAGAAAUGGCCGCCUACCGGCUAUACACCAUCAUCCCUCGCCUGCUUGAUCUGGUCGAUGAGCUCACAAAUUGGUAUAUCCGUUUCAAUCGGAAACGCCUGAAAGGCGAGAAUGGUGUUGAAGACACGUUAGCUGCCCUUAAUACAUUGUUUGAAACUCUUUUCACUCUCUGUCGAACCAUGUCAUCGUAUACGCCAUUUUUGACGGAGAAUAUAUAUCAAUCCCUCCGCAACUUCAUUCCAGAAUACUUUGAUGCCGAAAUUGAAAGACAGGUCAGACGUAUGCAAUCAGUCAUUGAGUUGACUCGGAACAUUCGAGAGAAGAACAAUCUCUCGUUAAAGACGCCAUUGAAGGAACUGCUUGUGUUCCAUCCCGAAGCGCAAUAUCACGCCGAUGUGAAACCACUACAAGAUUAUAUCCAAUCUGAACUCAAUGUGCGCGACGUUAUCUUCAGUUCUGACGAGUCGUUGUCAGGCGUACGAUACCGCGCAGUUGCCGAUUGGCCUGUCUUGGGACGCAAGCUCCGAAAGGAUCUUGGUCGAGUGAAGAAUGCAUUGCCAGACGUUUCGAGUGGUGCUGUCAAGGAGUACCUCACCACAGGCACUCUUUUGGUUGACGGCAUUGAACUGGUGACUGGUGACCUGACCGUACAACGAUAUCUGGAGCUUCCAUCCAGCGCUCAGGGCCAAUACGGAACGCACACCGAUAAUGAUGUUGUUGUGAGGCUUGACAUACAGGUUCAUGCCGAUCUGCAGGGCGAGUGGUUGGCUCGAGAGUUUACUAACCGAGUUCAGAAGCUGCGAAAAAAAGCAGGUCUACAAGCAACGGAUGAUGUGGAUAUCUUCUACCUCUUCUCCGAGGGUUCUGGAUCGGAGAUCAUAGCUGCUUUGCGUGAACACACGGACCUGAUCAAGCGGACCGUAGGCAGCGCACCGGUAGAGAGGAAAGGAGAAGACCUGAUUGGCGAAGUGCUCAUCGAGGAAGCGCAAGAGGUGGCGGACGUGAAAUUUGUGUUGUACUUGGUCAAGUAG